Syzygium oleosum is the source of this 2262-nucleotide messenger RNA. Its product is annotated as L-type lectin-domain containing receptor kinase IX.1-like. The coding region runs from base 72 to 2168 and encodes 698 amino acids. Lineage: Eukaryota; Viridiplantae; Streptophyta; Magnoliopsida; Myrtales; Myrtaceae. The record is from RefSeq and is a predicted model, not a curated record. Gene Ontology annotation, molecular function: ATP binding; protein kinase activity; carbohydrate binding. Gene Ontology annotation, biological process: protein phosphorylation. The transcript has a single exon. Gene Ontology annotation, cellular component: plasma membrane.
UGUGCUGAUUCCCAGAUUUCAAGAGCAAUCUUGAAACCUCAACGAGAAUGGAACUUCGCAGCUAAGAGAUCAUGAGUUUCAAGACCAGAGAGCUUCGAUCACUCUUACUAGUCUUGGUUCUCUCUCUAGCCAUUGCCUUCACUGCUUCGGCAUCGUCACAGGGCAUAGAUUUCAGCUUCCAGACUUUCAACGAUAGUAUCAUUCAACGCCAAGGCAAUGCGACGUAUGAUUCGAGCAGCUUCAUCCAAAUUACGGAGGCCAAUCGAGACAAGAUCCUCUCUUCGAGCGUGGGCUGGGCCACGUACCACGAGCCGAUGCGCCUUUGGGAUAAGGCGACAGGGAACGUGGCGGAUUUCACCACCCAAUUCACCUUCGUCAUCAAUUCUCUACGAAGCACGAGUUUCGCUGAUGGAAUGACCUUCUUUCUUGUGCCCAAAGGAUCUCAACUCCCAGCCAACUCGUCAGGACAACAGCUUGCUCUGCAAGAUCCUUCCAACUCUUCUACUUCGUUUGUAGCCGUCGAGUUCGACACUUAUGUCAACAACUAUGCCAAUGUUGUGGACCCGUUUUGUUCACUAAAAGCACAUGUCGGUAUAGACUUGAAUAAUCUCACUUCCACGGUCAGUAAUUGCACUGAUUGGCUCUUCGAGAAAAUCACGACCGGUGGGCGUAUCAACGCUACGAUAGCAUACAAUUCAAGCACACAGAACUUGAGCGUUCUCGUGAUAGAUGCCGAUGCCAUGGGUACCAACAUAAGUUCCUCCGCCAUCUCUGAUAUAGUUAACAUGACAAAGUAUUUGCCGGAGUGGGUGACUUUCGGUUUCUCGGCUACCACUGGUUCAGUUUUCGAGCUGCACACUAUUGAGGCAUGGGAAUUCAGAUCUAUUGUGCAAGUGGCUGAAACAGAUAUUUCGGUUCCACCUCCAGCAAAUGGUGAUGCUAAAAAGAGUGAGUUAUGGCUAUGGUCUAUCUUAGGCUCAGGUUCUUUAAUUUUACUCAUUCUUGCUCUAGCCUUCAUUUGGUUUCGUCAACGUUCGAAGAGAAAGAGAACUUACACGAGUGGAGAAGAAGAUGAUGUAGCGAUCGAAGAAGAAUUCGGGCAAGUGUCGGGGCCCAAGAAAUUCUCCUACAAGGACUUGAUUGCAGCGACCGAUAAUUUCACAAUCGAACGGUUGCUUGGGGAAGGGGGCUUUGGGAGAGUGUACCAAGGUUUCUUGACCAGCAUGAAUGCUAAUGUCGCAAUCAAGAAGAUUAGCCCGGGGUCAAGACAAGGGAUAAAGGAGUAUGCCACCGAAGUGAAGACCAUAAGUCAGCUUCGGCACAGAAACUUAGUCCAACUCAUCGGGUGGUGUCAUGAGAAAAAGGAACUCCUCCUUAUAUAUGAGUUCAUGUCUAAUGGUAGCCUUGAUUCUCAUCUAUUUAAAGAACGAACCUUCUUACCAUGGGAAAAGCGGUACAUCAUCGCACAAGGCAUAGCCUCGGCAUUGCUUUACCUCCAUGAAGAAUGGGAACAAUGUGUCCUGCACCGGGAUAUAAAGUCCAGCAAUAUCAUGCUCGAUACCGAUUUCAAUGCCAAAUUAGGGGACUUCGGUUUGGCUAGGUUAGUUGACCAUGCCAAAGGAUUACAAACGACAGUGUUGGCGGGGACCAUGGGCUAUAUGGCUCCUGAAUGCAUUUACACGGGCAAGGCGAGUAAGGAAUCGGAUGUCUAUAGCUUUGGAGCCGUCCUAUUAGAAAUAGCUUGUGGAAGAAAAGUCAUUGAGCCCAGGGCCGAGGAAGGUCAAGUUCGGCUGGUGGACUGGGUUUGGAAGCUGUAUGGGACUGGGAGGCUAUUUGAUGCGGCAGAGGUGAAACUUGGUACUGAUUUCGAUCAAAAGCAACUAGAGUGCUUGAUGGUUGUAGGCUUGUGGUGCGCUCAUCCGGACCACAUUGCCCGUCCUUCUAUAAGAGAAGCAUUGAGUGUUCUCAACUUUAACACUCCGCUGCCUAUUCUCCCAUCGAAGUUGCCAGUCCCUACAUAUAUGGCGCCUCUAUCCGAAUUCUCUACAGUAUCGAUUGUUUCGUCCAAUGUCACCUCAACCAGCGGGACCGAAGAGUCCACAUUUCCUACCUCUUCUAUACGAUCCUCUUAUUCAGCUUCCUCUGCAUUGCUCCCAAAAGCCGGAUGAAUUCCUUCUUUUGGUAUAUUUUUUGAUAAUCAGUUUGACUUGUACAUUGUACUUCGAAAUUUGAUGUUGGAUAUUAUCUGUUUCAUAUAAGUUA